AUAGACGUUGCUGUUCAGCUGACAGUUUGAACCGCAGUACAGGGAGGAAGAGGGUUUAGGGCUUUAUCACACAGAAAUCUCCGAUGGAAGCUCUAGGUCAUGUCGCCGUUGGUCUCUGCUCGCUCCGGAAACCCCGACAGCGGCCUCCUAUGUCGCCGGCCAAGCUCCGCCGCCGCCACUCCGCAACCACUCUCUGUUCCGCGAGCAAAUGGGCCGAUCGUCUUCUGUCCGACUUCAAUUUUACGACAGAUUCCUCCUCCUCCUCCUCCUCCUCAGUCGCCACCGCCACUCUCGCUGCUCCACCGCCAUCGCUUGCUCCUCCCGACCGCCACAUUCCGAUCCCCAUCGACUUCUACCAGGUGUUGGGAGCGGAGAUGCAUUUCUUGACUGAUGGAAUCAGAAGAGCAUACGAAUCUAGGGUUUCGAAGCCGCCUCAAUUUGGGUUCAGCGAUGACGCGUUGAUCAGCCGGAGACAGUUUCUUCAAGCUGCUUGUGAAACUCUUUCGAACCCUCGGUCUCGCAGAGAAUACAAUCAGGGCCUUCUGGAUGACGAGGAAGAUACUAUCAUCACUGAGGUCCCAUGGGACAAGGUUCCUGGGGCUCUCUGUGUCUUGCAAGAAGCUGGUGAGACUGAGGUUGUGCUUCGGAUCGGAGAGGCCCUGCUAAAUGAGAGGUUGCCCAAGUCGUUUAAGCAAGAUGUGGUUUUAGUUAUGGCGCUUGCGUUCGUGGACGUAUCGAGGGAUGCAAUGGCAUUGGAUCCACCUGAUUUUAUUAUUGGCUAUGAGUUUCUUGAGCGAGCUUUGAAGCUUUUGCAGGAGGAAGGAGCAAGCAAUCUCGCAACGGAUUUGCGUGCACAAAUUGAUGAAACCCUGGAAGAGAUUACCCCACGUUAUGUCCUGGAGCUUCUGGGCUUUCCGCUUGGGGAAGAAUAUCGUGGGAAAAGGUUAGAUGGUUUACGUGAUGUGCGUAAUAUUUUGUGGUCUGUUGGAGGUGGAGGAGCAUCAGCUAUUGUAGGGGGUUUAACGCGUGAAAAAUUCAUGAACGAGGCCUUUUCGCGUAUGACAGCAGCUGAACAGGUUGACCUUUUUGUAGCCACACCGAGCAAUAUUCCAGCGGAGUCUUUUGAAGUUUAUGAGGUGGCACUUGCCCUGGUGGCUCAGGCUUUUAUAGGUAAGAAACCGCACCUUAUACAAGAUGCUGACAAGCAGUUCCAGCAACUUCAGCAGGCUAGGGCAAUGGCCUUAGAGAGUCCUGCUUUGCUAUAUGCGCCAAGAGAUAACUGGGAGAUGGACUUUGCUCUGGAGAGGGGCCUUUGCGCAUUGCUUAUAGGAAAAGUGGAUGAAUGCCGUACGUGGUUGGGCUUAGACAGCGAGGUGUCACCAUACAGAAAUCCAUCCAUUGUAGAGUUUGUUAUGGAUAAUUCAAACCAUGAUGAUGACCAUGAUCUCCCUGGACUCUGCAAAUUGUUGGAAACCUGGUUGGCAGGGGUUGUUUUCCCGAGAUUCAGGGACAGCAAAGACAAAAAUUUUAAACUUGGGGAUUACUAUGAUGAUCCUAUGGUCCUGAGUUAUUUGGAAAGAGUAGAGGUAGUUCAGGGUUCUCCUUUAGCUGCAGCAGCAGCCAUGGCUAGGAUUGGUGCUGAGCAUGUGAAGGCUAGUGCGAUUCAGGCUCUACAAAAAGUUUUUCCUCCCCGCGAAGUGGAUGGAAUCUCGGGUACACACAAGGAGGAUAUACAGGAGACAGUGCUUCCCUUCAGUUACUCUGGUGGCAAUUUAGGACCUGAAGAAAGUCAGAACAAUUUUUCAGUUGAAGAAUCCGAAGGGCCUUCGGAGAACUGUGAUUCAAGGGGUUCUGUUGUCCAAUCUGAGGUUUUGAAGAAUGGCAUACAUGAUAUUCAUGUUGAAAAUUCAAUUGCUGAUAGAGUAAAAGAUGCAAGUGUGAAGAUUGCCUCUGCUGGUGUGGUGCUUGGAGUGAUAACAUUGGCGGGUUUGAAGUUUUUGCCAGCCAAGAGCAGCUCAUCUGUUCCACUGAAUGACAUGGGUUCUGCUAUGGCUUCUGACAUUGGCGCCACAGGGACAGCAGUAGCUGAAGAUUCAGAAGCAUUUCCCAGAAUGAAUGCGAGGACUGCAGAGAAUCUUGUCCGAACAUGGCAGAACAUCAAGUCUCAGGCAUUUGGGCAAGCCCACCGCAUUGAUAUGUUGCCCGAGGUUUUGGAUGGUCGGAUGCUGAAGAUAUGGACAGACAGAGCAGCCGAAACCUCACAGCUCGGUUUGGUCUACGAUUAUACGCUCAUGAAAUUUUCCAUAGACAGUGUCACUGUCUCAGCAGACGGAAACAGGGCUUUGGUGGAAGCGACUCUGGAAGAGUCAGCUCGUCUAACCGACUUGGUUCAUCCCGAAAACAAUGCCACAGAUGUCAGAACCUACACGACGAGAUACGAAGCGACGAGGUCCAAGUCUGGUUGGAAAAUCACCCAAGGAUCCGUUCUUACCACUUGAUGAUUUGCGGAUUAGUAAGUCCAGAGGAUUUCAUGUGAACAGUCCUCGUUGAUAAGGUGAGACCGAACAUUUCCUUUGGGGUCUGGUUUGGCUCCACGAAUCCAACGAGAU
This is a messenger RNA of Tarenaya hassleriana, 2609 nucleotides long. Its product is annotated as protein ACCUMULATION AND REPLICATION OF CHLOROPLASTS 6, chloroplastic. Gene Ontology annotation, biological process: chloroplast fission. Gene Ontology annotation, cellular component: chloroplast inner membrane. The transcript has 9 exons. The record is from RefSeq and is a predicted model, not a curated record. The coding region runs from base 84 to 2498 and encodes 804 amino acids. Lineage: Eukaryota; Viridiplantae; Streptophyta; Magnoliopsida; Brassicales; Cleomaceae.